UUAUAUUUUUUUACUUAUCCCUACCAACCAAAACUAAAACCUUCACUCGCCACUUCCCAAACUUGAAACCCCAUUUAUUCAAAUCUCUUAAAGUUCAUAAAUUUCGCAAAAAUUGGAAUCCCCUUUUAAUUCCAAAACCCACCACUGUCACUCCUAUCACUACUGAUUUCCACCGAUUCAAUCCAUUUGUUGUUCUAAAUUUCUGUGUUGUUUGACUUUGGGUUCCAUAGCUUGGAAGCCAAAAGAAGAUGGAGAAGCUUAACUUGGCCCUUGUGUCUUCCCCAAAACCUUUGAUGUUGGGUCAUGCUUCUGCUAAAGACGCUUCAGCCAGAGACGUUUUUGGGAGAAAGCCUUUCUCUUUUGGGAGGGCCUUAGUUGCUCCUCACCGUUGCAGAUUCCGUGUUUCUGCACUCUCUUCCUCACAUCAUGGCGCAAAAUCUGUGCAGGAGAAGCUGAUAGUGAAGCGUUUUGCUAGUGUUUCUUCUUCAAGGGGUCAAGAAACAACAUCAAUUGGAGUUAAUCCACAAUUAGCACCACCUCCGUCUUCAACUAUAGGGUCACCUCUCUUCUGGAUUGGUGUUGGUGUUGGAUUUUCUGCACUGUUUUCAAUGGUAGCUUCAAGAUUAAAGAAAUAUGCAAUGCAACAAGCUUUCAAGACCAUGAUGGGCCAGAUGAAUUCACAAAAUAACCAAUUUAACAAUGCUGCCUUUUCUCCUGGAUCUCCUUUUCCCUUUUCAACGCCUUCAGCAUCAGGGCCCACUACACCUGCUAGUUCUGCAGCUACACAAUACCAAGUACCUCCAGCAUAUAAUGCAUCUCAAUCUACUGUCACAGUAGAUAUACCUGCAACCAAAGUAGAACCUUCCCCAACUACUAAUAUUAAGGAUGAAGAGGAAGUAAAGAACGAACCCAAAAAAAUUGCUUUUGUAGAUGUUUCUCCUGAGGAAACUGCGCAGAAGAGUCCUUUUGAAAAUUUUAAAGAUGUUGAUGAAUCAAGUUCAGUCAAGGAAGCCCGGGUUCCAGAUGAAGUUUCUCAAAAUGGAGCACCCUCUAACCAAGGUUUUGGUAAUUUUUCUGGUUCUCAAUCUACAAGAAAAUCAGUCUUGUCAGUGGAAGCUCUGGAGGAAAUGCUGGAGGACCCAACAGUGCAGAAGAUGAUUUUUCCCUAUUUACCCGAGGAAAUGAGGAACCCUGCUACCUUCAAAUGGAUGCUUAAGAAUCCACAGUACCGUCAACAACUUGAAGAAAUGCUAAACAACAUGAGUGGAAACACUGAAUGGGACAGCCGAAUGAUGGACACCUUAAAGAAUUUUGACCUUAAUAGUCCUGAAGUCAAGCAGCAAUUUGAUCAAAUUGGGCUUUCUCCAGAAGAAGUCAUUUCAAAGAUUAUGGCAAAUCCUGAUGUUGCAAUGGCAUUUCAAAAUCCUAGAGUUCAAGCAGCUAUCAUGGAUUGUUCACAGAAUCCGAUGAAUAUUACUAAAUACCAAAAUGAUAAGGAGGUUAUGGAUGUCUUCAAUAAAAUAUCAGAACUCUUCCCUGGAGUAGGUUCACCUUGAUGCAUCUGUGCGUUGUUGCUGUUUACUGGGUCAAGUUAUGCAUGCCUUUUCUGAUGAGCAAUGAGAUUAGCUCUGCCUAACCACAAGAAACUAAGCAAAACUCAUGCUCAUGGCUGUAUACUGCAGGCUCAUGGUUACAGCAUCCAUUCCGACACGCCGACAGUGACUGUAUGGCCUGGGCUAAAAUGUUGCCAUAGUUGGAUUUUUUUUGUUUCACUAAAGUAGUUGAGAUUGUAAAUUGAUGUUUUAUGUUUCAUUGAAUAUUUUGUUGGAGGCAUUGCACCUGCAAUGUGGUUUUUGAGUACUUACGUGCCGUUAAAAAUGUGAAUGCCACGCAUAAUCUUUUAUUUUUAUUUUUUAUUGUUUCACAUAAUCUUUAAAUAAAGCACAAGUUGCAUGAGAUUAAACUAUUAUGUAAGCGACCAAAUAAGUUCCAACUAUUGAAUACUCAAUGAUGAACCGUAUAA
Messenger RNA from Cajanus cajan (pigeon pea), 2023 nucleotides. RefSeq names its product hydroxyproline-rich glycoprotein family protein (gene TIC40). Gene Ontology annotation, cellular component: chloroplast inner membrane; chloroplast thylakoid membrane. Gene Ontology annotation, biological process: chloroplast organization; protein import into chloroplast stroma. The record is from RefSeq and is a predicted model, not a curated record. Lineage: Eukaryota; Viridiplantae; Streptophyta; Magnoliopsida; Fabales; Fabaceae.